AUUGGAAUAUGAUUUUCUUACAAUUCUGGUGGACUCUGAUGGUGCUGGGUGGUUCCAAGUUGCUCCCGGCCGACUCGGAGCCGUCGAGCAGCGAGAAGUUGCGCAGCUUCAAUCGGGCCGUUAAGGAGGCGCGCGGCAAGAUUCAGGAUCUCCACGGCCAGGAUCAGUACCGAAGACAGCCCAGGCACACCAUCGACGAUAUGCUGGCCAGCUUUGCCCAGACCAGCAGCGGAGAAUCGGAGGACAAUGCCAUGGCGGAGGCAGCCAACGCCUGGUAUCGGGACUUCCAGGCAGGCCACAAGCAAUCACAUACUGUCAGUAAACAGAGCGGCACGAGCUACGAAAGUAACUACCUGAAGGAUAUGCAGAACACAGAGAUCGGCAAGGUGAAGCAGAAGUACAAGGAUACUGCGGUGGAUCCCAUCAUUCCAGUGUUCGAGACCACCAUGGCUCCCUUUCAGUACGGUGGUAGCGGUCUCACCUACCUGGACAUCAAGCUGAAGCAGGCCCAGGAGAUUCUAAACGAGCAUGAGAAGACUAGCAAAACGGAUCCAUACAGGGUGAAGGAGUACCACAAGAAGGCAGAACUCAACGACGAUCUACCGGAGUUUGAAAACAGGCCAGUGCCGGACGGGUUGUAUGAGCAAACAUUGCUCCGGCUCGAUUCGCCCAAAUGGAGGCCCAACAAUCUGUUGCACGAGGCCAACUACAAGCUGUCUAAGAUCGAGCAAGAGGCCUCUGAGAACGCCCAACGGAAAAUUCCGCCCAAGGGCAGGGGCUUGAACAAGCGCAGCUCCUAUCACGGCUUCAAUCCAAUGAACGAGAUCAAGCUAAAGACGAGCAACCGCCUCAUGCUCAAGGGCAUGGGACCCUCGCUGCCGAGCAAUGCGCUGGUGGAGAGCCAGCAUGCCCAUUUCGUGGACGAACUGAUAAAGGGCCGGGAGCGGAAAAUGAGACGGGAGCAGGAGCAGCAGCAGGAUCCAGAUCUGUAUCUGGAUCAUUAUCAGGAACAGAAUCAAGAGGGAUACAUGAGCGAUGAUGGUGAACGGCGGCAGCAGUACGAUGGCCUCAGUCCGAUGACCAACAAAAUGAGGCAGUCUCCGGAGGUUGUAUCCUCCGGUGGCCACAACAUGUUGGAUCUGCCCCAGAGCUACGACUAUCGCCUGCCCCCGUACGAUCGCUUCCAUGCUCUCAGCCAGCGGCAGAUGCCCAACAUGGUCGACUACUUGCAUCCCAAUCGCAGGUCCGUUGGGGAGCCGGGACGCUACAAGCGGGAGCAUACCUUAAAUAUGACCGUGGAAACGACAGCAAAGGUGGCCGUGAAUGAGCCAGGAACUAAGGCCGAGCAGCUGGACAUCCCGAGUGUGUCUGCGCUCAAGGAAAGUGAACCAAAAGUCGAAGAACAACAGGAUGUCAAAGUGGAGCUGGAUAAAGAGCCAAUCGACAGCAAGGUGGUGGGUAAAGCUACUGCUUUCGAAAAGGUGCAAGUCGAGGCUGAUGCAAAGUCACUGAAAGUGGGAACGGACAUUGAGGUUAAGCCUACGGAACCUACAGAGUUGAACGAUGAUGCUGUAUCUGUAUCUGAGGCGGACAUUUCAACAAAGCCGGAGGUGGGCGAAAGUGCUCAGGACUCAGCUGUUAAGGUGGAAAGCAACGAGGCCAAGACAAGGCUAGAAACAGAUGCCAUCACUGAAGCCGAGGGUAGCCUGGAGACCCAGGAUAAGUCAAACAGCCAUGCCGUCCUACAAUCGGUACUAGAACAGCCACAGGUUCAGGAGAAGUCCCAGGCGGCAGCCAGCAUUGAAGAUGCAGUGCUGCAGGAGAGCAUCAAGCUGACUCUGGAGGAGUCGGUCACGUCCAGGCCAGCCGAUGAGGUUUCCCCAGAGCCUGAGAGAUCAAAAAUAGCACCAGGUACUCCCCAUUUGCCCAAUCCCGAUGCAGUGGUCAAACUUCUGGCCAAUGAGCUGUCGCAUUUUAGUGGCGACAAAGAUCGCAACAAGCGGCACAUCCAAAGCCUACGUCGUCGCUGGUUUCCCAGGAAAAACAGGCGCUCCAAACGGUCCAUCGGGGAAGAGCAGCAGCCCCCGGAAUGCCCCGAGAGAGCCAAGCGCAUGGUUGCUCCUCUGCUGGACGACCUGGAGGACCACAAUGGGAAUCACUUGCAUUUUGGAGACCUUGGAAGUGGCCUUCUUAUGCCCGAUGUCGAGGAAGAUACCGAUCCUUACGGAGAGGACGAGGCCAGUCUCUAUGAUGCUUCUAGCGUUCAGGUGCCCAUGAUGAAUCAGCGAGCUAAUGGAGUCUACCAGUUAACGCAGCAGCCUCUGCAGAUACCACAGCAACAGCAGCAGCAGCAACAGCAGCAGCAACAGCAGCAGCAGCAACAGCAGCAGCAACAACAGCAGCAACAGCAGCAGCAACAGCAGCCGCAACAGCUACAGCAACCCUCCAAUUUCAAGGCCAGCUUCAAUUUGACUAACUUUUUUAAUGAGCUUCAGAAGCUGCAAAAGAAUCGUCCGCUUCAGCUGCAACAGAAUCGUCCAGCGCAGCAGCAGCAACAACAACUGCAGCAGCAAGAGCAGCAGUCACCGAUUCAGCAUCAAUAUCUGGCACAACAGCAACACUUUCCACAGAAGCCAUAUCUGCCAAAACAGCAAUACCUGCCACCUCAGCAACAGGCACCUCUACAGACCCAGCAAAAGCAGCUGCAAGCGCCGCCGCUAAUGAAGCAAUCCGCAGUCCAUCGAUACUUUGGUCCUUUCUUUAACAAGCAGGUCAAGAACAAUAUGUUGUCCACAGUGGAUCCAUGCAUUACUCAAGUUGAACCACUGACACGGCCCUCAGUGUCCAUAACCAUUGAUCCCAAUUGCAUAUCAAUUACAACGCCCGUCCCCAACAUGAUGACGGAGUCGACUACACCAGGGUUUGGUGAAAACAAAACGAGUAAUCCAUCCAUGACGAAUACUACCGAUACGUCAACGAAUGCAACGGACUCAGGAGGGGCAGAUCAGGGUAAAACUUCUGGACCUGCUGUGCCGACCGGCGAUGUCUGCAAUAGUCCAGAUGCCCUGAGGUUGAACGUGUCCAUCAACGCGAACGUGUGCGGGGAUCCAAAGACAAAACAGUUCUAUGGCAACGGAUCAAUCAACAUGCAGCCAGCCUUCGAUCAGAUGAGCACCGACUUGAUGCUUGAUUGGGCGGAUUCGGCAGAGCACGGGAGUGACGAUACUUUAAUGCAGAAUGAUGAUCGAUAUGCACGCGAAGCGGGUAGAAAUUGGAGGGAUAAUACCGGCCACAGAAGGAAUAAUAGGUGGGGCAAAGAGAAGUCCAAGGGAAAAAAGGAGUACAAGCCAGAAUCGAGCAGAUGUAGUGGAAAUACCAAAUCCUGUGAUGACAGCUUGGAGAAGCUUAUAACUGGCAAAACGUCGGAGGACAUUGUGUCGGCCGUCUUUGAGGCAGUCAGCAAUGAUCCGGGCAUGGAUCGUCUGUUGGCCGUGCUGGAGCGCAAUCGCAAGGGCUCCCUUAAGAAGCCCAAAAACUUCUAUCAGAUCAGGAAUGACAAAAACGAUCAGUACCUGCAUCAGACGGAGACCAUGGUACGGGAGACCAUGGCGGCCAUUAGCGACAUCAUCGACAAGCAGGUGCGGGUUCGGUCCUGCAUUCCCCUGCGCCCAGACCUGAGUGAGUUCUACGACCUCAUCCUGAAGACUAUGGAUGAGCAGAAGAAGUGCCGCGAGAAGCGAGAGAACGCGCUGAGUGGUCUGGCCGACGACUUCAACCAGGAUGUGGGUUUACUCGAUAGCGACAAGAUUGAUUCCCGGUCUCGCAUUGUCAAGAAACUUCUGCGUCAGUACGAGGAGCUUCCACUUGCAGAUCAGCGUUCGGCGGCCAAUGUCCGAGAUGAACUUCUCAUGGACCUCAUGUACCUCCGCAAAAUGGCAGACUCCGUGGAGCGCAGGCAGCGAAGUGCCAAGCUGCAGGAGGUGCUGCGGCAGACCAGCAUGAACAACGUCAUGCAGGCGCGCAUCUCCAGCGAGUACUCGCCUCGCUUCAUCAAGCUGGUGAAGACCGCAGAGCUCUUCAAGGAAGCGGGCGAGCAGCAGGCCAGGGCCUUUGUGGGACUCUAAGGUGGUUAUUUUUUUAUUUUUUUAUUUUUUCGUUGAGUUCAUUUUACUAUUAAAUAAAAUUCUAAAUGUCAAAUCAAAA
Molecule: messenger RNA, 4203 nt
Organism: Drosophila persimilis
Lineage: Eukaryota; Metazoa; Arthropoda; Insecta; Diptera; Drosophilidae
Exons: 2
Coding region: 9-4124 (1371 amino acids)
Molecular function (GO): DNA-binding transcription factor activity
Source: RefSeq, a predicted model, not a curated record